AGAAACUUUGUUCACAGGGCUUUUGAGCUUAAUCAUCCAACACUUCUUUUCCCUUCUUACUCUACUUUCUGUGAUCAGUCUGUUUUCUGCAAGAGCCAGUGAAUUGUUAUCAACUAUCAAAUAGUUCUUGUUGCUUAGAAAGGCCAAAAGAUGAAGUUUGGGAAAGAAUUUGAGGCACAAAUGGUGCCAGAAUGGAAGGAAGCAUACAUGGAUUAUAAUUACUUGAAGACCCUUUUGAAAGAUGUCCAACGCUACAAGCAGAGAACCAAGCCACCACCUGCAACUCCAAGGGGCCUAAAGAGAAAGCCAACACUGUACAGAGCUUUCAGUGGACUCAUUCAGAGACAAUCCUACCAUUCCAUCAAUCCCCAUGAACAUGAUAUUGAGAGCCAACCCAUUAUGGUGAACUCAGUGCAACGAGAUGGAUCUGAAAGCUAUAAAACUACUUUUCUGAUGGCUGCAGAAGAAGGUGGAGAAUAUGAGUUGGUAUACUUUAAGAGGCUAGAUGAUGAGUUCAACAAAGUGGACAAGUUUUACAGGUCUAAAGUGGAAGAAGUGAUGAAGGAAGCUGUCAUGCUGAAUAAGCAAAUGGAAGCUUUGAUUGCUUUCCGGAUAAAAGUUGAGAAACCCUCUCAAUGGUUUAAUAGCUCUGUCGAGAUGACUAAUCUUGCUUCAGAUAUUGCCACUUCAGCAGCUGCAUUAUCAUCUUCUACGCCCAGAGGAGCCAAAUUGCACGCCAUGGAGACGAUCAAUGAGGAAAGUAUCCACAAUAGUCAAUCAGAUGACUCCACUGAGAACAAAGAUGAUGAAAUUCAACUCAAUCGCCUAAAAAUUCAAACAGAUAAGGAAAAAGAUAACAGGGGUACCAAACCAGCCCCUUUGGAAGUCCUCAAUCAUGUUCGAUUGAACAACACCCUUGAGACUCCUCGCUCAACGAUAAAAAACUUCCUCAAUCACUCUACACAAACAGAGCUACAAUUCAACAGAAAGAAUUUGAAGAAAGUUGAAGAACAACUCAAACGAGCUUUCAUUGAAUUCUACCAAAAGCUUCGACUACUAAAGAACUACAGCUUUCUAAACACGUUGGCAUUUUCAAAGAUAAUGAAGAAAUAUGACAAGAUUACAUCAAGAAGAGCAGCAAAAGCUUAUGUGAGCAUGGUUGACAAAUCCUACCUCGGCAGCUCCGACGAGGUCACCAGGCUCAUGGAGAGGGUGGAAAAAACAUUUAUUAAGCAUUUCUCCAACUCUAAUCGUGAUUAUGGAUUGAACCUCCUCAGACCAAAACAAAGUAGAGCAAGCCAUAGAAUAACAUUUUCCACGGGCUUUUUGGCUGGCUGCACAGCAGCACUAGUUUUAGCAGUUACUCUGGUCAUCCAUGCUCGCAAAAUUCUGAAUCACCCAGGGAGUACUAAGUACAUGGAGACCAUGUUUCCUCUUUAUAGUUUGUUUGGAUUCAUAGUUCUACACAUGUUUAUGUAUGGUGCCAAUAUAUUCUUCUGGAGGCGAUACAGAGUGAAUCAGACAUUUAUUUUUGGUUUCAAGAAAGGAUCCGACUUGAGCCACCUUGAUGCUCUCCUCCUAGCUUUUGCCAUUGCUGUAUUGGCACUAGCCGGUGUGCUUGCGAACCUCGACAUGGAGAUGGAUCCAAAGACAAGGGAUUACAAAGCCUACACUGAACUAAUUCCUCUUAUCUUGGUUAUUAUUAUGGUUGCCAUUUUAUCAUGCCCAUUCAACAUCAUGUAUCGUUCUGGCCGGGUUUUCUUUCUCACAUGCCUGUUCCACUGCAUCUGCGCUCCUCUCUACAAGGUCUCGCUCCCAGAUUUCUUUUUGGCGGAUCAAUUUACUAGCCAGGUGCAAGCUCUCCGAAGUUUAGAAUUCUACAUUUGCUACUAUGGUUGGGGAGAUUUCAAGCAAAGAGAAAACACUUGCAACUCAAGCAGCAUAUUCACAACAUUUUCCUUCAUUGUUGCCGCGAUUCCAUACUGGUGUCGUUUUCUCCAGUGCAUCAGGCGACUCUUUGAAGAGAAAGAUGCAAUGCAAGGAUAUAAUGGGGUGAAAUACUUCCUCACAAUAGUAGCUGUUUGCCUCAGAACAGCUUACAGCCUUGAUAAAGGAAGCACUUGGAAGGUGCUUGCCUGGGUGUUCUCAGUAUCUGCAGCAAUCGUUUCUACAUAUUGGGACCUUGUCAUGGACUGGGGCCUCCUGCAAAAGAAUUCCAAGAAUCGCUGGUUAAGAGACAAACUCAUAAUACCUCAUAAAAGCGUAUAUUUCACAGCCAUGGUGCUGAAUAUCUUGCUGAGAUUUGCAUGGUUGCAGACAGUACUGGAUUUCAAGGUUGACUUCCUGCAUAAACAAGCAAUGAUAAGCAUUAUAGCUAGUCUAGAGAUCAUACGUCGGGGCAUAUGGAACUUCUUCAGAGUGGAGAAUGAGCAUUUAAACAAUGUGGGCAAGUUCAGAGCUUUCAAGUCUGUGCCCUUACCUUUCAACUACGACGAUGCUGAAGACAAGGAUGAGUAGUUCGGAUGCAACGUCACGCAAGUAUAUACGGUCGACUCUGUGGUUUGAUGAUUGCAAAGCGUAGAGAAGUAGGGAAAGUGUAAUGAAAAUUCAUGAACUUAUUCAAGUCUAUUGAUUUGCAUAAACCCAUUUACUGUGUCUAAUCAUUUUAUGUGAAGCUGGUCGUGUUUAAAACCAAUCCUAAAAGUUCUGUAUAUCCUCAAUGUCGCCCCCCAGCGUCACGGCUAUCUUAACCACUGCCUCGCCCCCUUCUCUGCCGCCCUCUCCAUUCUCACGUUUGCCAAGGGCAGAAAUGGUCCAAUGGAAGUCAAGUCCCUUGGAAAUGGGCUUGCAGCGCGCCAAAAUAACAUUUCUCUGACUCCCACGUACCAAACGCGACGGAGGGUUAACAAUCUGGGGUUAGUGAGAGCAUGAGCGCGACGGAU
Molecule: messenger RNA, 2942 nt
Organism: Neltuma alba
Lineage: Eukaryota; Viridiplantae; Streptophyta; Magnoliopsida; Fabales; Fabaceae
Product: phosphate transporter PHO1 homolog 3-like
Exons: 13
Coding region: 151-2517 (788 amino acids)
Biological process (GO): cellular response to phosphate starvation; phosphate ion transport
Cellular component (GO): trans-Golgi network; plasma membrane; Golgi apparatus
Molecular function (GO): inositol hexakisphosphate binding; phosphate transmembrane transporter activity
Source: RefSeq, a predicted model, not a curated record